Molecule: messenger RNA, 1282 nt
Organism: Rattus rattus (black rat)
Lineage: Eukaryota; Metazoa; Chordata; Mammalia; Rodentia; Muridae
Gene: Sncb
Product: synuclein beta
Exons: 6
Coding region: 278-682 (134 amino acids)
Biological process (GO): synapse organization; chemical synaptic transmission; synaptic vesicle endocytosis
Cellular component (GO): cytoplasm; axon terminus; neuronal cell body
Molecular function (GO): cuprous ion binding
Source: RefSeq, a predicted model, not a curated record
GUGCUGAGCUCAGAGCUGCCGCAGAGCCGGAGCAGGAGCCGGAGCUGAGCCGGAGCGCGCGAGUAGCAUCCUUGGUGGCAGAUCACCCAAGGCCGGAGCACUGCUGCGCUCCAGCUCAGGGAGGGUGACUCAAGAGCCUGACCACGGCAGGACCCCACUGGCCCCGAGCCCACCCCUACCCGGCGUAGCCCAGCCCCGCGCGUCUGCUCGCAGUAGCCGCCGCUGCCGCCACCACAGCUCCAUCCCCCAGCCCGGCCCCGAAACCCAGGCCGCCAGGAUGGACGUGUUCAUGAAGGGCCUGUCCAUGGCCAAGGAGGGCGUUGUGGCUGCAGCUGAGAAAACCAAGCAGGGGGUCACCGAGGCGGCAGAGAAGACCAAGGAAGGCGUCCUCUACGUCGGAAGCAAGACCAAAGAGGGAGUGGUACAAGGCGUGGCCUCAGUGGCUGAGAAAACCAAGGAGCAGGCGUCUCAUCUGGGAGGAGCUGUGUUCUCUGGGGCUGGGAACAUUGCAGCCGCCACCGGCCUGGUGAAGAAGGAGGAGUUCCCCACAGACCUGAAGCCAGAGGAGGUGGCCCAAGAAGCGGCUGAGGAGCCCCUGAUUGAGCCUCUGAUGGAGCCUGAAGGGGAAAGUUAUGAGGACUCACCCCAGGAGGAAUAUCAGGAAUACGAGCCAGAGGCGUAAGGGUCCACGAGGACCCCGCACCAGCAGCACAAUUCCUUCCCUGUCCCCGCCCCAUUCCUCACUCCCCAGAGCCAGGGCUGUCCUUAUACCUUUUCCCCCAAACACGAGUUCUUCCUUCGGCUCCGAGGCACUUCCUCAGGGCCUGUGUUAGUGUCUGCCCUGCCCUUCCGUCUGUCCUACCUGCCCGCGUUCAUCCCUGAGGCGUGGACUAGAGUCGGGCGGAGAGGUCCGGCUGGGAGCCCCGCCCUACCAGUGUUGCCCCUCACCCUCCAUCUGGUCCAGUGUCUGCUCGGAUGUAGCAUGUUCUAUGUAUUUUUAAACCAAGAUGGGAAAACUAUGGCUCCUUCCCCAUCCUAACAGAGGUUCUCCAAGGGGCCCCCGGGCAGCCCCACUUCGACCCCUAAAAUGUUUGUUUUUUUUUAACCCAAACCAGGAGCCAGGUCGUGCCAUGCCCCCUCCCUCAGCCCGCUCAGUCCAAGCGCGGGCGUCGUACGUUGUGAUUGUGGCAUGGAGAGUCCCCCACCCACUGUGUGAGCGUGUCCCGGGUGGGCGGCCAAGCCGCUCCCCAGUGUGUCCAUGAAUAAAGCCAAUCUGUCUGUA